AUGCCUCCCAGGAUACCAGCCACGGCGGCUUUCAAGCCUGCGCUGCCCUUGAUGCGCGCCAUCACCACAACAUCACAACCCAAGAAUCCUCGUGCCUCCCGCCCGAGUACCGCCUCCAACCUCCUCUCCCUAGACGAAGCUCCCAAGCGUGGCGGCGCCAACGCCGGCUCUGGCGCGGCCUCCGAGUCCCGCCUGCGCAGCUCCACCGACGAGAUCCAGCGCCUCAUUGCCCGUACGGAUGAGCGCUACUCCCGCAUCAAGAGCCACCGCGCCGAUAUCCAGAAGCGUGUCGAGGCUCAGCGCAUGAAGAAGUGGAGGAGGAAGGCGGCCAAGACGGCUGACGUGUUCGAUGUCCUCGGCAACUUUACUCUCAUCUCCGAUUUUACCACGAGCAUGGGCCAAAUCCAGCACUCGGAACAGACUGGGCUCCGGCCUGCUAACCAACGCAAGGUUGCCAAGGCGAUCCGAAGGGCUAUGGGUAUGGGUCUUCAUCCCAGCGUUCACCGACACCCCGAGCUUUUGCAGAUGGAAUGGCAGUCAAAGAGGUCACGACCGUGA
Messenger RNA from Parascedosporium putredinis, 558 nucleotides. The record is from the annotation of a GenBank genome assembly. Lineage: Eukaryota; Fungi; Ascomycota; Sordariomycetes; Microascales; Microascaceae.